Fusarium odoratissimum NRRL 54006 is the source of this 1161-nucleotide messenger RNA. RefSeq lists its product as uncharacterized. Gene Ontology annotation, molecular function: toxin activity. The transcript is spliced from 2 exons. Lineage: Eukaryota; Fungi; Ascomycota; Sordariomycetes; Hypocreales; Nectriaceae. The record is from RefSeq and is a predicted model, not a curated record. The coding region runs from base 1 to 1161 and encodes 386 amino acids.
AUGAGCAAGCCCGAAGACAUCGUUGAUGCAGUCCCCGCCGUCGUCGGCGAUUUGUUCACCAGGUUGACUGGCAUUCAUGCCGCUACCUUUCCCGACCAAUCAAUCGGGGGAAAUUCGCUACAGUACAACAAUAUCUUCAACGACACCUUUAACGCCAAAAAUGUCAACAAAGCACUAAAAGUCACGACUGGAGCAGGUAUCAGGUUUGUUCCUGUCGUGGGAGGUUUACUCUCCGGUCUUCUUUCAGCGUUAUGGCCUGACCCAGAAAAUAAAGGCCUUGUCUGGGAGGAUAUUGAAGACAAAGUCAUGAGAGAUUACCUUGAUCAGGAACCAGGCAGCGUUGAGAAGGGACAAUAUUUCACGUCACUUGUAACGGCCCUAUCACAUGAUCAGCCGUUCUACUUUGAUGACAAAACACCCUGGGAUAACCUUGCAUACUUUGUCUCUGUCGGGACGCUACAGUUGACCGUGCUACGAGAACAGCAUCUGUUUUAUAGCCAGAUCUACGGACACGAGGAUCACCAAGCUGCAAAACAUAAGAAGGACCUUGAAGAUGCGGCCAAGAAAUACCUGACCGCCCGCAACCAGAUUGUCGCCGAGUGUCUCAAAUAUCACAAGGAUCAAAUUAAAGAAGAAUGGCACGAGAAUGAUGCUGGGUAUUUCAACGCCAACGCGGUCAGCCUCAAGAAUCCCCUUCGAAAGGUUGAUGAGCUCUUCAAGUGGGACGACAUGUCGCCACUUGGGAAAUACAAGUUCCAGUGGCGGCGAACGCAGUUCCAGACUUGGGUUGACACCGGCUACAAGGCACAAGUCGAAGCACUCCUCAGUCUCUCCUUCUCCUGGCCUUUGUACUUUCCAACUCCCCAUGCAGAUUUAAGAUCCGAAAACUCUGCGCAUGUGGACGAAGGCCAGAUCACUGACACCACAGUGCGACGGCUGAUGAUGGAUUUCCCAGGCUGGAUGGGCGAUGGUGCCAACUUGUCGAUAGGCUAUGAUGUCUGCUACUUUGACCAUGAAGAUUUGUUCAGAAAGCACGGUCCUAUUACAAAGUCAUUCUUCACGCGGGCGAUAGGCUCGAUGGCAUUGAACUCUGGUACGGCGAUCAGAGAGCCGAUAUACGCGGUGCAAAGAGUGGCUACCAGCAAAAGACAUUGGAGUUGA